CCUUAGUCUAAAGCACUUAGAGUCUCCACGCCGCUCACUGGGGUGAGGUACAUUAAGGAUAACAGCAGCCCUUGCGUGACUCCGGUUUCUGCGGCCACGCACAGCCUGAGCCGCCUCCACACCAUGCUGGCGGGCCUCCGAAGCGCACCCAGUGAGAGACUGGGACAGGUCCUGAGGACAUGUUCUAGAGAUCCAACCCAGGCUAUUGCCAACAGAUUGAAAGAAAUGUAUGAAAUAUAUUCUCAGCAUUCCCAGCCAGAUGAGGAAUUCAGUAAUUGUGCUAAAGAAAUUGCCAGCAGACACUUUCGUUUUGCAGAGAUGCUUUACUAUAAAGUAUUAGAAUCCAUUAUUGAGCAGGAACAAAAGAGACUGGGAGACAUGGAUUUAUCUGGCAUUCUGGAACAAGAUGCAUUCCACAGAUCACUCUUGGCCUGCUGCCUCGAGGUUGUCACUUUUUCUUAUAAGCCUCCUGGGAAUUUUCCAUUCAUUACCGAAAUAUUUGAUGUGCCACUUUAUCACUUUUAUAAGGUGAUAGAAGUAUUCAUCCGAGCAGAAGAUGGCCUUUGCAGAGAGGUGGUGAAACACCUCAAUCAGAUUGAAGAACACAUCUUGGAUCAUCUGGCCUGGAAGCCAGAUUCUCCGCUCUGGGACAAGAUUAGAGAGAAUGACAACCGAGUCCCUACCUGUGAAGAGGUCAUGCCACCGCAGAACCUGGAAAGAGCAGAUGACAUGUGUAUGGCUGGCACCCCUUUGACUCCCAGAAGAGUGAGUGAAGUUCGUGCCGAGACUGGAGGCCUUGGAAGAAGCAUCACCUCUCCAACCACAUUGUAUGAGAGGUACAGCUCCCCAACCGCCAGCUCCACCCGAAGACGGCUCUUUGUCGAGAACGACAGCCCCUCUGACAGAGGAGCACCCGGGCGCGGGCCCCCACAGCCCCUGGUCAGUGCUGUCCCCGUGCAGAAUGUGCCUGGGGAGGCGGUUCCUGUCACACCAGUUCCUGGACAGACUUUGGUCACCAUGGCAACAGCCACGGUCACAGCCAACAAUGGACAAACUGUGACCAUUCCUGUACAAGGUAUUGCCAAUGAAAAUGGAGGGAUAACUUUCUUCCCGGUCCAAGUCAAUGUUGGGGGGCAGCCAUCAGCCGUGACGGGCUCCAUGCAGCCCCUCAGUGCCCAGGCCCUGGCUGGGAACUUGAGCUCUCAACAGGUGACAGGAACCACCUUGCAAGUCCCAGGGCAGGUGGCCAUUCAGCAGCUCUCCCCAGGGGGGCAGCAGAAGCAAGGCCCCUCCUUGCCCAGCGGCAGCGGCAGGCCCAGGAAGACCAGCUCUCUAUCGCUGUUCUUUAGAAAGGUUUACCACUUAGCAGGUGUCCGCCUUCGGGAUCUUUGUGCUAAGCUGGAUAUUUCAGAUGAGCUAAGGAAAAAGAUCUGGACCUGCUUUGAAUUCUCCAUAGUUCAGUGUCCUGAACUUAUGAUGGACAGACACCUGGACCAGUUGUUAAUGUGUGCCAUUUAUGUGAUGGCAAAGGUCACAAAAGAGGACAAGUCCUUCCAGAACAUUAUGCGUUGUUACAGGACUCAGCCACAGGCCCGGAGCCAGGUGUAUAGAAGUGUUUUGCUAAAAGGGAGAAGGAAAAGAAGAAAUUCUGGCAGCAGUGAAAGCAGAAGCCAUCAGAAUUCUCCAACAGAACUAAACAAAGACAGAACCAGUAGAGACUCCAGUCCUGUCAUGAGGUCCAGCAGCACCUUGCCUGUCCCACAGCCCAGCAGCGCCCCUCCUACACCCACCCGCCUCACAGGCGCCAACAGCGACCUGGAGGAGGAGGAGAGGGGAGACCUCAUCCAGUUCUACAACAAUGUCUACGUCAAACAAAUUAAAACAUUUGCCCUGAAGUACUCACAGGCCAACGUGACGGAGGCCCCUCCGCUGUCUCCCUACCCAUUUGUAAGAGCAGGCUCCCCGCGCCGCGUGCAGCUGUCUCAGAACCAUCCCGUCUACAUUUCCCCGCAUAAACACGAAAUCGUGCUUUCUCCUCGAGAAAAGAUUUUCUACUACUUCAGCAACAGUCCUUCCAAGAGACUAAGAGAAAUUAACAGUAUGAUACGGACAGGAGAAACUCCAACCAAAAAGAGAGGGAUUCUUUUGGAAGAUGGAAGUGAAUCACCUGCCAAAAGAAUUUGCCCAGAAAAUCAUACUGCCUUAAUACGCCGUCUCCAAGAUGUAGCUAAUGACCGAGGUUCCCACUGAGUGCUUGCCGUCAAGGCUGCUUAGAAACCAGUCUGGGAUUUGUUAACUCUUUGGCAAAGCUUUUACAGGUAUUGUAGAGAACAAAGCAUGCUGAAACGUGUGCGGUCUCUGCUGACCCUCCAGCAGAGGCUGUUUCAGUCCAUUCCUACCUGUUUGUGGUCUGCUCUGGCGCUCCUGAAAAGCAACACAAAAACUAGGUAUUCUGUCCCAAAACACUUGGUAGGACUGUGCGAAUUUUGCAUUUUUGAAACUUAACAAGGGAGAGGGCCCGGCCCGCGUCUCCCGGUCCCUGUGUGUAUCCUCCCCUCCCGUAGGUGUGGUGCAGCGUGGCAGGUGCUUGCGUGUUUGGUGUGUGGUGUGCGUGAGUUGUGUAAGAAGUGGCACUUUUGGGCUGUAAAAAGCAUGAUUUCGUAAUCUAGGUUUUGCUGUAUAUUGUGAUGGCACUUUCUACAAUGUGAACUUUUAUUAAGUACAAAACUGCUAGGCUAAACACUCAACGUCCUCUUUGAUGCUUUUGUACGUUUUUAGAACUGUUAAAGCCCCAGUAGCCACCUUUGGGGCACGUAUUUUAAAUUUUCCAGGUUCCCCCCUCCCCCCCUAUUAAUAGGGAUCAGCUGGCUAAGUGAAGAUUUUUAAAUCAAGUUGAAUUAAGGAAAUUAAUAUGAGAAAUUAUGGCCUCUUCCUUUAGGAGGUAGUUUUCCAAAAGACAUGUGUCUACUAAGGUGAUACAUUUUAAACUAUCUUUUGGUAUGUUCCUGGCAGUUUAAAAAAAGAGUUUAGGUUUUCAUUGAGUACAUAGUACCAGUCAUACAAAUUAGAAAAGGUUAUUUAACAGCUAUUGAAGUAUCUAUAUAUAACUUUAUUAAUCAGUAUUGUUCCAGCAGUUUUUAAGUUGACUGAAUAAUAUUAGGGAGAAAAUUCAAUUGUAAAUUGAAUCAGUAUAAACAAAGUUACUAGGUAACUUCAUAUUGCUCUGAAAGAAAUAUGGAACUUUAAUUACACUGUUCAGUUAGAAUAGUGUUCUGCAAAAAUAUUUAUAAAACCUCUCCAGAUACUUACUGCUACUGUAAUUUUAUAUGAAAAUAAGUGUAUUUUUCAAUAAAGCAUUUAUAAAUUAA
Molecule: messenger RNA, 3368 nt
Organism: Myotis lucifugus (little brown bat)
Lineage: Eukaryota; Metazoa; Chordata; Mammalia; Chiroptera; Vespertilionidae
Gene: RBL2
Product: RB transcriptional corepressor like 2
Exons: 15
Coding region: 124-2250 (708 amino acids)
Biological process (GO): regulation of transcription by RNA polymerase II; negative regulation of G1/S transition of mitotic cell cycle; cell differentiation
Cellular component (GO): nucleus; transcription regulator complex; chromatin
Molecular function (GO): RNA polymerase II transcription regulatory region sequence-specific DNA binding
Source: RefSeq, a predicted model, not a curated record